AUGAGCAAAUCAGAAAUUUAAAAGCUUAGAGCGAAAGCUUUCUAGAAUAGGAAAAAAAAUAUUAAAGCGAAUUAUCAAAUAAGAAUAAUGAAAUAUUAAAAUAUAAAUAAGAAAUUGUAGCUCUAGAAGGCUAGCUAAAAUAGCAAAAUUUAAAAAUAAAAUAAAACAAAAGUGAAUUAAAAUCUUAGAAUAAUUAAAUUAUGGAAGAGUUAAGAUAAAAAAUAAGAGAAUAGUAAGAUGAGAUAGAUAAAAAAACCAAAAGAAUUAUUGAACUUAGUAAAUUUUUAGAAAAUAAUCAGAAAUCUAAAUCAGCAAGUCUUGAAAAAGAUGAAAUGCUAGAUGCAUUUUAAGACAAUUUUGAUUCUUAAACUGAGCAGGUAUUCAAAGACUAGGUUGAUAAAUAAUAUUAAGAAAGCAAGUAAUAGUAAGAAAUUUUAAUAAGUUCAAAUUAAUAAAAAUAAAAUGCUAUUUCUUAAUAGUAAAUUGGAUAGGUAAAAAGUUAAGAUUAAGAUCUAAAUAACAAGGUAAAAGCUAUCAAAUAGUAAAAAAAAUAGGUAUAAUUUUAGGAAAGUAUAGAGGAAAUAUAAAUAGAAUAGACAAAACUUUCUAAUACUGCUAAUUCUCAAGUAGGUUAUUAAAAUAGUCAUUAUGAGGAGUAAAUUGUUAAAAAAAUAAAACUAAAUGAAGAGAUUCUGCUUGAAAGCAAGAAAAAAAUAGAUAAUAUAUCACAGAUAUUAGAAAAGACUUAUGAAAAUAUAAAUAGCUAAGGUUCUGAUAUAACUAGUUUAAUAACAAAACAAGAUAAAAUUUUAGAAAUAGCAAACUAAUAAGUUGGCAACUAAUAAGCAAGCUCAAAGCAAACGUAAAUAUUUUUUGAAUCUAUGCAUGGCUAAUAAUAAACAAUAAAAUAGAUUAUGGAAUCAUAACUGCAAGCUUUCUAAUCUAAUUUAUUAAAAGAAUAAGAAAAAAUUUUGUAAAAAAUGUCUCAAUAAUUUUCAGAUGAAAUGCAAAAAGUUAUAUCGAAAGGUGAAACAAAUUUAAUUCUUCAUCCAAACACACUGA
Tetrahymena thermophila SB210 is the source of this 1062-nucleotide messenger RNA. RefSeq lists its product as hypothetical. The transcript has a single exon. The record is from RefSeq and is a predicted model, not a curated record. NCBI's taxonomy places the organism in Eukaryota, Ciliophora, Oligohymenophorea, Hymenostomatida, Tetrahymenidae.